Metschnikowia bicuspidata var. bicuspidata NRRL YB-4993 is the source of this 1972-nucleotide messenger RNA. RefSeq lists its product as uncharacterized. Gene Ontology annotation, biological process: protein deneddylation. Gene Ontology annotation, cellular component: COP9 signalosome. NCBI's taxonomy places the organism in Eukaryota, Fungi, Ascomycota, Pichiomycetes, Serinales, Metschnikowiaceae. The coding region runs from base 47 to 1882 and encodes 611 amino acids. The transcript has 2 exons. The record is from RefSeq and is a predicted model, not a curated record.
AAAGAUAUACAUGUUUGAAGUCUUUGAGCUCUGCACAAUUGUCAGCAUGUCCGAAGAAGACGAAUAUCUCUCAGAAGAAUCUUAUGAGUUUGAGUUUGAAGAGGACGACGAGGAGAAUUCUGAGGCUCGACCAAUUGAAGAAGAUUCACCAGAGAAUCAAUAUUACUACGCCAAAGAUCUAAAAGAGGACUCACUAAAAGAAGCGGGUGUGAAAUUUACUAAGUUGAUUGCACUGUUAGAUGUCAACAGAGAUACUGAGUGGAUCUUUAAGUCAUACAAACAACUUGCAAAAAUUCAUUACCAGCAGCAGGAGUAUACCUCUGUGUUGGAAGAUGUUCGGAAAUUGAUGGUUGUUUUACCAGGUCUUAACGGGAACUAUGCAGAAGAAUCAGUCAGCAAGAUUUUGACUAGGUAUGCUGCCUCAUCCGAUCAUGUUUUUGUCAAAAACUUGUACGACGUAAUUGUGAACCAUCUUCAAGACUUUAUUUUGUCAGGCUCUUCGGGACAUAGACUUUGGCUCAAAAUUAAUGUUAACAGACUCAACAAUCUUCUUGAAAUCAAUGAUCUAGAGGCCUGUGAGCAACUUAUUGACUUAAUAAACGACAGAUUGGAAAAUGUUUCAGAGCUGACAAAAAACUCGUAUGCUUUGGAAAUUCUCGCGGCGGAGAUCAUAUUCACAAUGAAGACCACCAAAAGUGUUCUCCGUCUUGGUGAGCUCUAUAGUCGAUGCAUACAGGUUACACCUGCCAUCACACAUCCUCAAGUAAUGGGCGUAAUCAGGGAAUGUGGGGCCACUGUUCAAUUUUUCAAGGGAAAUUAUGAUAAAGCCCGCGUUGAUUUCUAUGAAAGCUUUAGAAAUUACGAUGAGGCUGGUUCCUCUUCCAAAAAAAGAGUGCUCAAAUACCUCAUGAUUUGUUGUCUCUUGGUUCAGAGUGAAGUGAGUCCUUUCGAAUCUCAAGAAACACAAUCUUAUGCACAGCUUUCAGAGUACAAAAAUCUUAUGGAUUUGGUCGAUGCGUAUGAAAAACUAGAUUUAAUGGAUUAUUUGGAGACGGUGAAUAGGAUGAAGCGAGAAAACGACCCUCUUGCUUCAGACACUUUAUUCAUGAACUCACAGGACGUCUUGAUCCACAACCUCAAAGUGAAUAUGCUAUUGAACUUUGCUAAGUCAUACGACGCUGUACAAUUUGAUUAUCUCAUCAAGAAAUUGUGCUUAGACGAUGAAGAUGAUCUUGAACAUUUACUUGUUGAGAUGGCGAACAAGGGUGUACUCUCUUGUAUGAAAAUCAAUUUCACAAAUCGAUAUGUCAACUUUAGCGCAAAGGAACAAGAGAAAGUUUUUCCUGCCGCCCUAAAUGAAGUGUAUUUGAAAAAUAAUGUCCGGACUCUUUACAUGCUCUCCUACAAAGGCCCAUGGAAUUUUGCAGGGGAAGAAUUAUCAGAUCUUGAAUCAAGCGAUGUUUACGACUCUGCAACACAACUACAUGCUCUCUUGAGAGAGGAGCAAAGUCCUCGCACUUGGAUGAAUGUUUCAAACAUCAUUGAGAUAAUAUUUGGCAAUAAUGCGCUCCAAGUAGACACAAAUUCAGAGCAAGGUGAAUGGCUCAAGUACAUGUGGAGCUCAAUUCCGAAGAAAAAAAUAGGCGUUUCCUCGCAGAAGGAUCGGGUCAUGUUUGAGAAACGCGAAGAGAGUGAGAAAAUUCUCGAACGAAGUCAAGAAAAUGAUGAGGCAGCUGCAAAUACAAAAAAAGGAAUUCUCGAAUCGGUCGUUAGUAUUGGGCUUGACAUACUGGAGGAGACCGAGCCUCAGAAAACUAAUCAUAAGUUAGACCUAAUGGAGCAAUGGGCGCAUCAACUUGGUGUGAAUAUUCGACUCGAAUAAGCCCUAGAUUCACUCGCUCUGGUUCAUGGAUUACUUAUAAGUAGUGCAGAUGCAAAAAACUAUAAAACCGCGGUUGAAAACCAACCCCGA